Messenger RNA from Cydia pomonella (codling moth), 1943 nucleotides. RefSeq names its product brahma-associated protein of 60 kDa (gene Bap60). Gene Ontology annotation, cellular component: nucleus; SWI/SNF complex. NCBI's taxonomy places the organism in Eukaryota, Metazoa, Arthropoda, Insecta, Lepidoptera, Tortricidae. Gene Ontology annotation, biological process: regulation of transcription by RNA polymerase II. The transcript has 11 exons. The coding region runs from base 227 to 1876 and encodes 549 amino acids. The record is from RefSeq and is a predicted model, not a curated record.
CGCUCUAAAGUCAAAAGCACAAAAUCGAAAGGCAAAACGUCAAAUUUACUUGUUUAUUAAAAAUUCGUAACUAUAAUUGUUCUAGGAAUAAGAAUCACUUAAAAUCGAGUGUUUUAGGAUAAUUCCUUCAUCUUAAACUUAUAGUAACUUAAGACAAGUGUAGUGAUUACCAGUAACCGUGUAAUGGAGUAGAGUGAAGUUCGUGUGAUCACAGCGUACGUGUAUUAUGGCUCAAAGAUUUCCUCCCGGUGGGCCUCCUGUUGGUCCAAGCGGACCCGGCGGGCCGGGUGGGCCGGGGCCGGGUCCCGGACCGGGACCGGGUGGGCCGGCCGGCGCGGCGCUGCCACCGCAGCCGCGGUACGCAGGGGCUGCGCCGCCUCCUAACGCCAUGCCGCCACGACCCUAUCCUGGACCCAAUUUUCCGCAACGCAGUGGUUUCACCCCGCCGCCCGUGUCGGCCGGCGGCACGCCGCGGCCCGCGCCGUACGGCGGGGCCCCGCACGCGGCGCCGCACGCCGCGCCGCACGCCGCACCGCACGCCCCGCCGCACGGCGGCGCCCCGCAGGCGCCCGGCGCGCUGCGCCCGGCGCCCGGCCCCGCGCCGCCCGGCGGCAAGCGCCCGCCGGACAACAGAAGCCCACUGCCGCCGCAACAUAAGCCGCCCAAUAUGUACAAUAACGAGUACGCAGCUGGCGGUGGCAAGCGCAAGAAGCGUCUGGCGGACAAGAUCCUUCCGCAGAAGGUCCGCGACCUGGUCCCCGAGUCCCAAGCCUACAUGGACCUGCUGGCAUUUGAGAGGAAACUGGACGCCACCAUAUUGAGAAAGAGGUUGGACAUUCAGGAGGCGCUCAAGCGGCCUAUGAAGCAGAAACGGAAGCUGAGGAUUUUUAUAUCCAACACUUUCUAUCCAGGUCAGGGCGACAACGCGGUGGCGUCGUGGGAGCUGCGCGUGGAGGGCCGCCUGCUGGACGACGCCAAGGGGGACCCCGGCAAGGCGCCGCAGGUGAAACGCAAAUUCUCAUCAUUCUUCAAGUCAUUGGUGAUUGAACUGGACAAGGAGCUGUACGGCCCCGACAACCACUUGGUGGAGUGGCACCGCACCCUCACCACGCAGGAAACUGACGGAUUCCAGGUGAAGCGGCCCGGCUACAAGAACGUGCGCUGCACCAUCCUGCUGCUGCUGGACUACCAGCCGCUGCAGUUCAAGCUGGACGGGCGCCUGGCGCGCCUGCUCGGCGUGCACACGCAGACCAGGCCCGUCAUCGUCAACGCGCUGUGGCAGUACGUCAAGACGCAUCGUCUGCAGGAUCCUCAUGAACGUGAAUGGGUCGUCUGCGACAAAUACCUGGAGCAGAUCUUCGGCUGUGCACGUAUGAAGCUUGCUGAGGUCCCGGGCCGCCUGGCCGCGCUGCUGCACGCGCCGGACCCCAUCGUCAUCAACCACGUCAUCGGCGUCGAGGCGCCGCACGACGCCAAGCAGACCGCCUGCUACGACAUCGACGUCGAGGUGGACGACACUCUGAAGUCCCAGAUGAACAGCUUCCUGCUGAGCACGGCCAACCAGCAGGAGAUCCAGGGCCUCGACGCCAAGAUACAUGAGACGGUGGACACAAUCAACCAGUUGAAAACGCACCGCGAGUUCUUCUUGUCGUUCAGCAAGGACCCGCAGCAGUUCGUGCAUAAGUGGCUCGUCUCGCAGUCUCGGGAUCUUAAGACGAUGAACGGCGGUGGCGGCAAUCCCGAGGAGGAGCGGCGCUCGGAGUUCUACUCGCAGCCGUGGGCCGGCGAGGCCGUCGAGCGCUACCUGUCCGCGCGCCUCGCGCAGCGCCGCCAGCAACUCGACGCGGCGCUCACGCCACAUCUCACUAGACUGUAAACUAGCCUAUAGCUGUAUUAAGACCACUGUACUAGAUCUAAUAAGAAUAAACGAUUUUGUAAUCAUG